AUGGGGAACUGUUGUUCUUUCAAGAGAGGACGUCUAAAUGGCGAGAUAGACCCAGAGAGUGGUCUCCAACAACAACAACAACUAAAGAUUCUUAAAGAGGACCCCGAUGCACGUGGCGCUGGUGGCGCUGCCGGUGCCGCUGGCGGAGGCCCAUCUAAGCAUCACCAGUCGUCCGGCACCGAAAUGAAGCCAAUGAACGAUGCAUUGAGACGAACCAACGCCCACAAACAUCAUCCAAAGAGCUCCAUUGCCAACGCCGACUUCUCACUUACUGCGCCUGACGCAGACCAUCACUCGCAUCAUCAUCACCAUCACUCAUCGACCGAUCACCAUCUCUACUACACAUCAAAAUCCAGUCCAACCAAGACACAUCAGCGACAAGUGUCAACGGAGCGAGCGGGCCUUGGACCACAGUUCAAGACGCCACACUCGGCCAUCCCACCACACAUGCGCAACGAGGGCUUCCAACGAAUGAAGCACAACUCGACGUCAUCACUAUACAUCAAGAGUACAUUGUCAACGCCCGACAAUGAUGAGAUACUAAGGUGUAUGGCCAAUGCACUACUGUACCAUAUUGAGAGAGGAAUACAAACACCUCAGAAGAACUAUGAGAUAUUUAGCGAGGAGAAGUAUCCAAUCACUAAAGGAAAGCUGGACUUGAAGACGACUCCAACAGUUGAUACUAUAUAUAGAUUUAUUAGAGAUAUAUUCAAGGCAGAGAGAUUGGAUCCUGAAUGUGGUAUAAUGUGUUUAGCAUAUGUAGAAAGAAUAAUUACCUUCUCUGGAGUAACCAUCAACACAACCAAUUGGCGAAGAAUUGUAUUGUCUGCUCUGAUCCUCGCUUCCAAGGUUUGGGAGGACCAAUCAGUUUGGAAUGUUGACUUCCUGCCAGUGUUUGAUAACCUGACUGCCGCUGACCUGAACAACCUGGAAAGACAAUUCCUGUCACUCAUCCAGUACAAUGUCAGUUUGACUGCGAGCAUAUAUGCAAAGUACUACUUUGAGCUGAGAACGUUCUCAAAGCUGGACUCGUCACAUUUCCCUCUCAACCCAUUGGAUAAGCUGGGCGCCAGACGUCUAGAGGACCACUCGCUGGCCUCAGAGAACAGAGUCAAGAAGUUCAAGCGCAGUGCGAGUGUUGACCAAAUCAACUCAUCCGAGCCACAUACUAGCCGUGCUGUAUUGAACUAG
Acytostelium subglobosum LB1 is the source of this 1191-nucleotide messenger RNA. RefSeq lists its product as hypothetical. The transcript is spliced from 4 exons. Gene Ontology annotation, molecular function: protein kinase binding. Gene Ontology annotation, biological process: regulation of cyclin-dependent protein serine/threonine kinase activity. Gene Ontology annotation, cellular component: plasma membrane. The record is from RefSeq and is a predicted model, not a curated record. Lineage: Eukaryota; Evosea; Eumycetozoa; Acytosteliales; Acytosteliaceae. Bases 1 to 1191 code for a protein of 396 amino acids.